Messenger RNA from Rubroshorea leprosula, 1264 nucleotides. The record is from the annotation of a GenBank genome assembly. Lineage: Eukaryota; Viridiplantae; Streptophyta; Magnoliopsida; Malvales; Dipterocarpaceae.
GGAGGUCGCUGCCCCAAGACCGACCCCCGUCUGUUUUCCUUCUCUUCUCCUGUGCUGCUUCUUAAACAUCUGCAGAGGGGGACGAUGCAGCAGCCUCUGUUUUUCUUCUCUUCUCCGCCAGCCUUGCUUGGGAAAUCUGCACAGCAGCACGCCAUUGAGGAAGAAGUUGCAGUUCGGCUUUGCUCUUCAUCGGGACUGCCAAUUAAUCCUUUCUCCAGGCCAUCUGUUGCCUCUACUCGGGAAACAAGUCUCACGCUGAAAGCAGUAGCUGGUAGCUUUAACUUCUUUUUCUCAACUGUCAUUCCCAACUUCCCAAGAAUUCCAAGCAUGCUCAAAAUGCGAGAUGAAUGGGCGUAUAAGCCCCAUGAAUUUUCAUUUGGUCCCUGGCACUUCCACGAACCAAAGCUGAUGUUGGCUACAGAACAAUUCAAAGAGAUGCUUUUCGAAGGACUAAUUCAGCGCUUAGUUGAACGCCAACAUGUAAAUGUUGAAGUAGACAUGUCGGUGGGUAUCAGAGAAAUAUUGAAAAAUGCCAGGUCGGACAAAAAAAGGGAAUUGGAAGAAGCCAUCAAAGCGGUGGGGAGCAAGGCUCGUGAAUGUUACGAGGGAGACACUAAUGUUACUCAAGAGGAAUUCCAUAAACUCUUGUUACUUGAUGGUUGCUUUGUUAUCGAGCUGUGCCGGAAGGGAGCUGGAGAGGUAUCUAUACAGGAAAGUGAGUAUAAACUCUUCUCAAGUGGUAUGAUUCUGACUAUUUAUCAUGAUCUAUUUUUGCUAGAAAACCAAAUACCUUGGUUUAUACUUGAGCACUUGUUUGACAAGACCAGAGGCCCCGAAAGCAGAAUGACUUUGGUUGAACUUGCUAUCACAUUCAUCCGUUCGGCAUUCUCACUUGAUGAUGAUCAACAUCCGAUAACAAAAGAGCUUCUUGCCAGUGGCUCAAGCAUCGUUCAUAUCGUUGAUCUUACAGGACGUUAUUUGGGUUCCUCAGCAAAAAAGAGAAAAGAACAGCAGCCGAAGCAGUCGCAAUCCAGGAUUAAUUGGGGAUGUUGUUUGGGUUCCUCAGCAAAAGAGAGAAAAGAACAGCGGCAGAAGUAGUCGCAAUCCAGGAUUAAUUGGGGAUGUUAUUUGGGUUGCUUUGCAGAUGAGAGAAAAAAACAUGAGUCGCAAUCCCUGAUUAAUUCUAUUCCUUGUGCCACUAGACUUAGAGAGGCAGGAGUCAAAUUUGUAAGAGUACUUAAAGAAAGAAACAUAUUGGAUGUAA